CGCCGUUCUCUUCACGGGUUCCUCGUCUUCCAGGCAGAAGUAGUACAGGAACGCCGGGGGCAGGAGUUGAUGUUCGUGGUCCUCUCGCAGGGUCAACAUCUUCUUCCGCCUCACUUCGCCUGUCGAGCUGCAGAAGAAGCUCUACUACACCAGCCGCCGACCCAAGAACCUCCUCCUCCUCCUCCUCCCCGAAGAAGGUGGACAUCAAGCGGAUGGUCGGAAUCUACGAAACGAAAUACCAAAAGCCUUUCACGUGGCUGGCAGAGUUUUUCCCGCGUUCCCGGGCAAACGUUGGGCUAAAGUUCAAAUCUCUGAAAACCAGCUUGGAGGCGAGAAGCAUAGG
Molecule: messenger RNA, 343 nt
Organism: Amoebophrya sp. A120
Lineage: Eukaryota; Dinophyceae; Syndiniales; Amoebophryaceae
Source: the annotation of a GenBank genome assembly